ACGCGACGCUCAACUUUAAAUAUCCACCACCGAAUCUCGACUUGCGCCCACAGUCCUUUCCGGCAGAACGCGAACAGCCUCGAACUACGACAAGACUUGAAUUUCAAACACCGUCUCGGAAGAGGUCGAUUAUCUACAGGCCAAGAUGGCGGACGGAGGAGUAGACGUGGCCGCCCUCAGCGAAGACCAGCAGCUCGCUCUCCAACAGUACACGGCAGUCACGGACCAGGAUAUCAAAGACGCAAUCCCCCUCCUGCAACGCUGCCAAUGGAACGUGCAAAUAUCAAUCGCGCGCUUCUUCGACGGCGAGCCCGCCGAGGACCCCGUCGCCGCUGCUGCUGCCUUGCAGCCCACUCCACAGGACGUCCGCCGGCAGGAAACACUGCUGAACGGCUUCUCGUCGCCGCGCUCCUCGACUUCCAGCGCCCGACGGCAGCAGCGACUCGAGCCUGCCCCGCGCGUGGUCCCGCAGCCAGAGAGCCAGGUCACCACCCAGGCGCCGCUCGUGCUGACGCUCAUCUUCGCGCCCAUCUCGCUCAUCUACUCGCUGCUGUCAAAGUACUUCCGCUUCAUGGGCUGGCUGUUCCCCUUCAUCCCCCGCACAUGGGGCCGCCUGACCGCCAGCAACAUCACCACCCCGGCCUCCCAGCGCUCCGCCAGCGGCCGUCGUCCCCUGAACCCCCGCGACACCGCCGCCCGCUUCAUCCGCGAGUUCGAGGAGGAGCACGGCACGCACAACCUCCCCCUGUCCGAGAGCGGCUACGCAUCCGCCUUCGACCUCGCAAAGAAGAACCUACAGUUCCUACUCGUCGUACUCGUCUCGCCCGAACACGACGAAACAACCUCCUUCAUCCGCGCCACGCUCCUCCACCACGACGUCGUAGCCUUCCUCCGCAACCCAGCCAACAACAUCAUCCUCUGGGCGGGUAACGUACAAGACGCAGAAGCCUACUCCGUCUCCACAGCCCUAAACUGCACCAAAUUCCCCUUCUCCGCCCUCAUCGUCCACACCCCGCAAAUCUCCUCAACAGCAAUGGGCAUCGCGUCCCGCAUCGCCGGCCCCACUCCCCCCCAACAAUACAUCGCCACCCUCCGCGCAGCAAUCCAAACACACUCCGAACCCCUAACCCGCGCCCGCGCUCAGAGAGCAGAACAGCAAUCUACGCGUACCAUCCGCCAGCAGCAGGACAGCGCGUAUGAGCGCAGUCUAGCCACGGACCGCGAGCGUGCCCGCAGGAAGAAAGAGGACGCCGAUCGCCUCGCCCAAGAGCAGGAAGAAGCUCUCGCCCGCGAACAAGCACAGGCCCAACACGCGCACAACCUCGCCCAGUGGCGCAGAUGGCGCGCGUCCACACUGGCCCCCGAACCAAGCCCCGACGACAAAAAUGUCGUUCGCAUCAGCAUCCGCCUACCCAGCGCUGAGCGCGUCGUGCGCCGCUUCGCCGCCCAGGCUUCCGUCGAGGAAUUGUACGCGUUUGUGGAGUGCUAUGAUGUUCUGCAGCUACAGCAGCGGGAUGGGGAGAAGGUAGAUCGACCAGAGGGCUUUGAGCACGAGUAUGCGUUUCGGCUUGUGUCGCCUAUGCCGCGGGAGGUGUUUGAUGUAAGUUCUGAGGGGAAGUUGGGGGUGAGGAUCGGGCGGAGUGGGAAUUUGAUUGUUGAGUUGGUUGGGGGGGAGGGGGAGGAUGAUGAUGAUAGUAGUAGUGGGGGGGAGGGGGAAGAGUGA
Messenger RNA from Dothidotthia symphoricarpi CBS 119687, 1723 nucleotides. RefSeq names its product UBX domain-containing protein. Gene Ontology annotation, molecular function: ubiquitin binding. Gene Ontology annotation, cellular component: endoplasmic reticulum. Bases 146 to 1723 code for a protein of 525 amino acids. Lineage: Eukaryota; Fungi; Ascomycota; Dothideomycetes; Pleosporales; Dothidotthiaceae. The record is from RefSeq and is a predicted model, not a curated record. The transcript has a single exon.